Colletotrichum acutatum is the source of this 3245-nucleotide messenger RNA. RefSeq lists its product as uncharacterized. Gene Ontology annotation, molecular function: cysteine-type carboxypeptidase activity; cysteine-type deubiquitinase activity; K48-linked deubiquitinase activity. NCBI's taxonomy places the organism in Eukaryota, Fungi, Ascomycota, Sordariomycetes, Glomerellales, Glomerellaceae. The record is from RefSeq and is a predicted model, not a curated record. The transcript has a single exon. Gene Ontology annotation, cellular component: cytosol; cell periphery. Bases 132 to 2903 code for a protein of 923 amino acids. Gene Ontology annotation, biological process: protein K48-linked deubiquitination.
CGGAUUUCCCCCCAAACCGAAGACUUUCUAAUUUCGCAUUGCUUCCAUUUGCUUGCGACGAACGACAGCCCCCCUCACGAAUUCAUUCCGUUACGACCACCCAAGUCCGAGACCUCGGGACCCUCGUCGACAUGGUUACUCGCAAGCCCGUUCCCAACGAGACCUCCCUCGACACCAACGCUGCUGCUCCACGAGUGGAAGACAUGCGGAAGGAGCUCUGGAGCGCAACCGAUUCUCCUUCCGACGUAGACAGUGUUUGGGACGAUGCUCCGCAGCAAAGGGGCGCCGCUGCUCUGAACCAACAAACGAUACCCCAAGACAUUCCCGAAUCUCUGAAGCCUGGCGGGGUCACGGCACAGGCCCCCGAGAUGACCAACGGAGGAUGGAAUGACGUUGACGGCCAUCCACCUCAAACCGCCGGCGAGACAAGAAGCGAGUCCAACGAGAUCCCACUGGUAUUACGGCCAGGAGCGCCACCUUCACGAUCCGACACGAACCCGUUCAAGCGCAAGGAAGUCCGCGACGACUCAAAUCCAACAUCACCGCCCACCAUUGGGACCCCGACGAUGCCCCCGGCGCAGCCACUCUCGCAGAUGAGCACCGGCGAGAUCAGUAAUAAUCCAUGGCAACCUGCCCUCGACCAGCAUGCGCAGAGAGCUGCCGCCGCCAGCGCCCAGCAGUCUUUGCGUACUCAAAAUAGCGGAGAGUCUGAGCGCGAUGCAUGGGCUGCAACACAAGAGCCAAAAUUGCCCGCUAUUUCGACAUCUCCAGCACUGCUAUCGCUCCCCUCAGAACCUACCUCACCGGCAUGGGACGACUUGCCGGAGAAUCAGAGCAAGAAACCACUAGAAUUGCCAGUGGCAUCGAUUCCCAACGAUGCCGCUGCAGACCAGGAUGCCUGGAACGACGAAGGCGGACAGAACAAGGGCAAGGGAAAGGCUCCUGCCCCCGCGCCCGUUGUCCUUCCUCCUCCCACAGUCGAAGAUGGGCCCAUGGAUGAUUGGAACCUCAUCGACGUCGAGCCGCCCGCUGGCCCUCCGCCGGGCAGAUCGCAAUUGCCAGACCAAUCGCGCGAUAGGCCCGAUCAGGUCUCUGACGACAAAGUAGCGCCAGCAUUGCCUCCUCGGAACGACGACGAAGAGCAACCUCCGCGCCAACCCCCACGCCCUGUGGACGGCAAGGCCGAAACAUACCAGAUCAAGAACGUCCGUUGGCACGAUCAUAGUACUGACAAGAACCCGCGAGUUUCGCCGAUCCUCGUACAGAAUGCCAACGGCCCCUGCCCUCUUCUUGCUUUGGUUAACGCGCUCACACUCACAACUCCGUCAUCUCUAUCAGAAACGGCCUUGAUAGAGGUCCUCCGCUCUCGAGAGCAAAUCAGUCUCGGGUACUUACUGGACGCUGUCGUCGACGAGCUGAUGAGGCGAACGCAAGAAGCUUUGCCUGAUGUAUCCCAGUUGUAUACCUUUCUGAAGGGUCUUCAUACGGGAAUGAACGUAAACCCACGUUUUGUUCCCACACCUGAAAUCAUCAAGGCCUUCAAGCGCACUUCCUUGACUCACUUGCACCCUACCGAACGCGACGAUUUGAUUCCCGGAACCUUCGAAGACACCCGAGAGAUGGCACUCUAUGCUGCUUUCGCCAUCCCGCUUAUCCAUGGGUGGCUGCCCACUAAGAAUGAUCCGGCCUACCCUGCUUUUGAGCGCCAGGCGGCCUCAUUUGAAGACGUACAGACGCUCCUCUUCCGAGACGAGGAGCUGCAGGAAAAGCUAGGAGAAUUGACGGAAGAGGAGGAGCGGAUAUACUCAGACAUACAGUCAAUAAAGGCGUUUCUGGAGACUUCAGCUACGCAGUUGACGCCAUCUGGACUUGAGGUUAUCACGAAGGCCAUGAAGCCCGGCUCUUUUGCCAUCCUGUUUAGAAACGACCACUUUUCAACACUGUACCGGCACCCUGCGACACAGCAGCUCCUGGUCCUCGUCACCGACGCAGGAUACGCCACCCACGACGAGAUUGUUUGGGAAUCCCUAGCCGACGUGAAUGGCGAGCGCACGGAAUACUAUUCUGGUGAUUUCAGAAUCGUGGGCGGGGAGCAACCGCAAGGGAAUUCUAUGGGACAACCUACCUCGAGAAACAAUGCCCAAAAUCUACCGAGAAUCGACACGAGUAGCGCCAAUGAGGGAGGCUGGACUACUGUGCCCGGCCGCGGCAACAAGCACCUCGAGGCUCCGGCGCAAGGUGAUGAAAUGCCCCUGUCACCGAAUCAUGAGCAGGAGGAUCGAGAUCUCGCCCUCGCACUUCAGUUGCAGGAAGAGGAGGAACAACGCCAUCGGGCAGAGCAGUCGGCUCGUCGGCGCGAGAGUCAGCUUAGCGAGCAGUAUAUCGAGCAACAAGCGCGACUGCAACAAGGGCCCACGACUAGACGUGCAGCCGAUAGGCAGGCUGCCCGAACCGGUACCAGCGCACGCAGCAACAGCAAUGGCAACUCAACUGCUUCUCGCGGCAGCCGUCGAAACUCUAGCACCAACGUUAGCGGUGCUGCGGUACCGCCCACGUCGGGCCGGCAGCCUGGGCAACCGCCUCAGAUGGUGCGACCACUGGUUCCGCCGACGGUUCCUGCUCGUCGACAAGGCGUGAAUCGGCCGGCUGACGAAGGCAUGGAUGAUGCCCCGCCGACGUAUGAGCAGGCGCAGGCGGCUGCCAAGUACGAACCACCUCCUGGACACCCUCAUCAUCAUGCAAGCAGUCCUGUCAAUCGACAAGGCAACGGGGGUGCUGGGCCGUCAUUCCCGCUGUCUCCCUCGCGGCCAGGCAUGGGCGGCGGUCGUGGGCGCGUACUGGGACCUGGCGGCGUUGUAGGAAGUUCGCAAGGAGGAAGGGAAAGGGAUUGCAUCGUAAUGUGAGCGGAAGAAGCUUUGGUGCUUUUUAUGAUUGCGGCGUUUUCGUGUCAUUUGAAUUCUUGUGCAGAGCAUGGACAGACUUCGACUCUGACAAGCAGGGUUGACAGAGCUUUUUGCUGCACAAACAUUUCCUCUCAGCGGGCGGCGUUGGAAAUUGUGGCUUUAUAGGAUUGAUAGCUGAUGAAUGGAAGAAGAAGCAUGAUCAUGUGGCUUACGCUGAAGACUUGAAGUUUUGGGAAGUACGUCAAGAAAAUAGUGAGCUCUAGUUUUUGACAUCUUCCUCAAGCUGUGGUGGAGGCUGCAAGGGGUAGCUGUAGCUGUACAGUACGGGAUGCUCAGGGGAAC